Molecule: messenger RNA, 2005 nt
Organism: Spea bombifrons (plains spadefoot toad)
Lineage: Eukaryota; Metazoa; Chordata; Amphibia; Anura; Pelobatidae
Gene: POFUT3
Product: fucosyltransferase 10
Exons: 5
Coding region: 213-1634 (473 amino acids)
Cellular component (GO): Golgi membrane
Molecular function (GO): alpha-(1->3)-fucosyltransferase activity
Source: RefSeq, a predicted model, not a curated record
UCUCGCACACAGCGUUGAUGGAGACUGUCUGUAGUAAAAUUAGCGGGCUGGAGAAACCGGCAUCUGACAUCGAGCGGCAUUGCAGUAAAGAAGCGAGCACCCAGCCCAGUGAGUUUGUAGAUUCCUAAAGACACCGGAGAUUCUUCCUACAGAUCUUGAGAAUGGUACUUUAACAGUUGUUUGUUGGCAAUAACCAACAAUGAAAAGGCGAAAUGAUUCGAAUUUGGGGGAUAAAGUUUUGGGCUUCCUGUAUUUUUAUAGCAUUCUUUUUUCUCUUGGUUACUCUCCAGGUGGUUGUUGAACUUGGUAGAUUUGAAAAACAGAAAAUAAAAAGUAUACCUUUACAAGAUCUUAAAGGAUAUAAGGAGUCCCACCCACUAUUGAAGCGAUUAGAAGACCAUAGUCUCCACAGAAGGUUAGAACAUGAAAUGGGCAGUUAUCCCAUCCUUCUUUGGUGGUCCCCAUUAACAGGAGAAAAUGGGAGACUUGCGCAGUGUGGACGGGACUUGUGCUUUUUUACAGUAAAUAGAACAUACCUGCAGCAUCCAAAGACGAAAGCUAUCCUCUUUUACGGUACAGAUUUUAAUAUUGACAGUUUACCACUUCCACGUCGUUCCUAUCAUGAAUGGGCUUUAUUUCAUGAGGAGUCUCCAAAGAACAACUAUAAGCUGUUCCAUGAACCUGCUAUCACCCUGUUUAACCAUACUGCUACAUUUAAUCGGCAUUCCCAUUUACCUUUAACAACUCAAUACUUGGAGAGCUUGCAGUCACUGAAAUCUCUUGAGUACUUUGUUACGGUGGAAAACAAAAAUACCUUAAGGAAGAGACUUGCCCCACUGGUAUAUGUUCAGUCUGACUGUGAUCCACCUUCAGAUCGCGACAGCUAUGUUGCAGAACUCAUUAAAUACAUUGCAGUGGAUUCGUAUGGUGAAUGUUUACACAAUCAAGACCUACCAGAGCACUUAAGCAAUCCAUCUUCCAUGGAACAUACAGCAUUUUACACCAUCCUUGCACAGUAUAAGUUCAUCUUGGCGUUUGAAAAUGCUGUCUGUGAUGAUUACAUAACAGAGAAGUUAUGGAGACCUCUUAAGUUGGGAGCAGUUCCUGUGUAUUAUGGUGCUCCUAAUAUUGAGAACUGGUUACCUAGCAACAAAAGUGCAAUUAUUGUGGACAGAUUUGCCCAUCCUAAGGAACUUGCAGAAUACAUCAAACAGCUCGACCAAAAUGACACACUUUAUAUGGAGUUUCUAGAAUGGAAAUUACAAGGUCACAUCAACAACGAACAGCUGGUUUCUGCUAUACAAGGCAGAAAAUGGGGAGUGCAAGAUGCCAUGCAAGACAACUAUAUUGAUGCCUUUGAGUGUAUGAUAUGUAGCAGAGUAUGGGAAAAUAUGCGCCUAAAAGAAAAGGGUUUAGAAGUCAAACAUUGGAAGGCAGAAUCUAUGCACCUGUCUUGCCCAGGCCCCAAAUCUUUUCCGUUUUUGACAGAAAGUACUUCUAAGUCCACCAUGAGGGAUAUGUGGAAACCCAGCUUUGAACAGUCUGUAAAGGAAGCCAAAGCCCUCCGAAUGCUAGUUGACAGAAACAAAAAUUUUACAACACAGGAAUUUUGGACACUUGUAUUUAAACAUUAACAGGAACAGAAUAUUGAAAAGUUGUAUUUAUUAGGUGCCCUUAUAACAUAGUAAGUAGCUUUCCCCUUUUCUAUUGAAACACGUAUCGCAAUAACAAAAUAAAUGUAAUUGUUAUCUUUAUGACUAGGUACAUAGUCUAGAUGUAACAUAAUUUUAAAAGCAAAAAUCAAGGUGCUUGUUCCUUUUAUGUUCUGUGUUUAUAGUUAUAUAUAUAUCAAUCAUGUUAAUAAUUUGCUGGUACCAAAAAACUUGCCAUUAAUUUCUGGUCUCGGUAACUUUAUUAAUGUAUUUUAUUUAUUAUUGUUUGUCAUGUUUGUUUUUUGUUUAUCUUUUCUCAAAAAGUCAAGUGAAUACAAGUUGACAGUCAAGCC